Messenger RNA from Tarenaya hassleriana, 3032 nucleotides. Its product is annotated as inactive protein kinase SELMODRAFT_444075. The record is from RefSeq and is a predicted model, not a curated record. Gene Ontology annotation, molecular function: protein kinase activity; ATP binding. The coding region runs from base 708 to 2735 and encodes 675 amino acids. The transcript has 9 exons. Gene Ontology annotation, biological process: protein phosphorylation. Lineage: Eukaryota; Viridiplantae; Streptophyta; Magnoliopsida; Brassicales; Cleomaceae.
GAGAAGCUCAUCAUCCCAUGAUAUAUCACAGUAGUUCCUAAUAUUACCAAAAAUUCUCAUUUCGUUACCAAGCCAGCUCUUCUGUUUUGUCCUUUUCUUCAUUUGUUUAAGCUUGUUCGGAAAUUUUGGAUCUUUCCUUGUCUCCUGUAAUUGUCAUUACCGAAUUCUUUAUCUUCUUUUCGAAGAUCGGUGUUGAAAACCCCUCCAAAAUUCUGGCCUACUACAACAGCUUCUGCCCACCGAAUGAGGAACAGUUUUUUUUUCAUGCUAAGCUCACACCAUUUUCGUGAGCUGAAGGCCAGAAAAAAACCCUAGUUUCUCGGCUCUCUGUGUGUGUGUUAGAAAGGGAGAGAGAGAGAGAUCUAGCCUCGUGGUUGCAGAAACUUGAUAUGGGGUUUAGCUAGAAAGAGAAGAAAAGAUGGGGGGUUUCGCUGUUGUGUUCUGUGCAUCUGUUCUUGGGUUUCUCAGAUGGCUCUUGUAAAGCGGAGAAGAUAAAAAAAGGCAGAGAGACAUUGAAUCACACACACAAAUUUUCCAACUUUUUUUCCUCUCUUUUUCCGCCUUCUAUCGCCAUCUCCGAGAAAAAAAAGGCAUCUUGGCUUGCGUGAUGCUCCCAAUUUCUCAUUUCUGAAAAUGGGUUUGGGAAGGAACAAGUGUAUAGCACAAGAUUGAAAAUUCGAACAGGGUUUCUUCAAAUUUUUGGGAGAAUGAAGCAGAAGGGUUUUAGAGAGAGAAGGGUUGUAGGGAAGAAAGUGUUGGUUGCUGUAAGGGCUUCAAAGGAAAUCCCAAGAGCUGCUAUAUUGUGGACUUUAACUCAUGUUGUUCAACCUGGGGAUCGUAUUAAGCUUCUUGUGCUUGUUCCUGCUCACUCCUCAAGUAAAAGGAUAUGGGGUUUCUCCAGGUUCACUAGUGACUGCACCACUGGACACGGGAGAUAUCUCCCUGGAACCAAUUUAGAUCGGAAGGAUGACAUUCAAGAUUCUUGUUCACAGAUGAUGUUUCAGUUGCACAAUGUUUAUGAUGCAGAGAAGAUAAAGGUCAGGAUCAAAAUUGUUUCUGCCCCGCCUGAUGGAGUUGUUGCUUCUGAAGCCAAGAAGGCGAACUCAAACUGGGUGAUACUGGACAGGGGGUUGAAGCAUGAGAAGAAGUGCUGUAUGGAGCAGCUGCAGUGCAAUCUUGUGGUUAUUAACAAGUCUCAGCCAAAGGUUCUUCGUCUCAACUUGAUUAGAAAUGCAGAUACACAACGCCCAGAAGCGAUUUCCAGCCUAUCUGUGAAAGAUGUCGAGGCUUGGGAACAUCCAGAAGAAUCUGGAAAUGUUGGGUUUAGUAUUCAAAGGGAACCAUUUGUGACUCCGGCUAGCAGUCCAGACCAAGAAGGCUCAUCACUGACGACAACCGAUAUUGGAGCUUCUUCGAUAUCUAGCUCUGAUGCGGGAGCUUCACCAUUUCUUGCAUAUAGAGUCCUUGAGAUCCUGAAGAAUGAAAAUUCUUGGAUCAGUGAAGAGAAUAGGAGCUUCUUUGAAUCAGAUUCUGACUCGGAUGGUGAAAAGUGGAGCCCUUUAUCCAUGGCAUCGUCUUCUCAUCCUGCAACAGCUGAUAUUCUCAGUCCCAGCGGAGAUUUAUCUAAAGUUCCUGCAGAGACUCCGAGAAAAUCCAAAUUUUCAGCUCUGAAGCUCGCAAUCUUGAGAAAAGAACCCGAGAUGGGAAAGCAAAAACAGAAAUCCGAUUUAAGCCUAAACAAAAGCGUACGUGAAGUUGUAUCGUUAUCAAGAAAGCCACCUGCUGGACCUCCUCCAUUAUGCUCGAUAUGUCAGCACAAGGCACCAAAAUUCGGGAACCCACCAAGGUGGUUCACUUAUGCCGAGCUGGAGACCUCGACAAAAGGGUUUUCUCGGGAGAAUUUCUUGGCUGAAGGAGGGUUUGGUUCGGUCCACAAAGGGACCUUGUCCGAUGGUCAAGUCAUUGCUGUCAAACAGUAUAAGAUAGCAAGCACACAGGGUGACCGGGAAUUCUGCUCUGAAGUUGAAGUCUUGAGCUGUGCUCAACAUCGGAACGUUGUCAUGCUCAUUGGAUUGUGUGUGGAGGAUGGGAGAAGGCUGCUCGUUUACGAGUAUAUCUGCAAUGGAUCUUUGCAUACUCAUCUUUACGGUCAGGGUAGAAAACCAUUGGGAUGGUCAGCACGGCAAAAGAUUGCGGUUGGAGCAGCUCGAGGAUUGAGAUACCUUCACGAGGAAUGCAGGGUUGGCUGUAUCGUACACCGGGAUAUGCGUCCUAACAAUAUUCUAGUCACCCAUGAUUAUGAGCCCUUGGUUGGGGAUUUCGGAUUAGCGAGGUGGCAGCCGGAAGGAGACAAAGGAGUUGAAACCCGGGUGAUCGGAACUUUUGGGUACUUGGCCCCCGAAUACGCUCAAAGCGGACAAAUUACAGAGAAAGCUGACGUUUACUCAUUCGGGGUCGUCUUAGUUGAUCUUAUAACGGGACGGAAAGCUAUGGACUUGAAGAGGCCGAAAGGGCAACAAUGCCUAACCGAAUGGGCGAGGCCGUUGCUUCAGAAACACUCGAUACACGAGCUUCUCGACCCACGUUUGAUGAACUGCUACAAAGAGGAGGAAGUUUACCGAAUGGCUUGGUGUGCUUACUUGUGUAUACGUCGUGACCCUUAUUCCAGGCCGCGAAUGUCCCAGGUGUUGAGGAUGUUAGAAGGAGACAUUGUCAUGAACCCAACGAACAACUAGCCGUUGUGAGCUUCGGAAGCUUGGUUAUGGAGUUUCAGACAAAGAUGGAUUGGUACUGGUAAAAGUGUAAGUUUCUGUCUGUAGAAUUCUGUUCCAUGUUCCUUGUUCUGGGUUUGUGAAUAUGUGUAAGUCCCAUUGGGACAUAUAGCUUCAAAUAUGAUAACUUUAGGGUAUCUUUUCAAAAAAAAAAAAAUUAUCAAUUUGAGUACCUUAAACUAGUAUUAUACUCUUAAGUGUGGGUGUGGUGUUGGUUGAUCAAAUCACUAAAUAAGUAAACAAAGACCCUUUUUUUCCCUC